AUGUUUAAUUUAAAACAAUCUUUCAACCACACGACUUACACACGACCAUGAAAAAAUUACGCGUCGUGUACUCGUUUCUGACCAAUUCUCGUUAUCAAAAUUCGAUAAAAUGAAAGUGACAAGUGUAAGUGAACGAAUAUGUAUUUAAAUUUUUAAAAAACCUCUGUCGGACUAUAGGGCCAAUAUUUUUUUGAACGAUGGACAACAAAUCCAACGUCAGAAGAAGCCUGGUGCCCACGAAUGAUUCUCCGGAUUCAAUAUGGUACUCGAAACGAUUUCUCGUGGCUGUUGUGAUGUUUCUGUGUUAUGUAAAUUCAGCGAUGCAGAUUCAAAAUGUGAACAUUGCAGUGGUCGAAAUGACCUCAAACAAAACCAUCGCCGUUUCAGGAAAUGAAACUGUAGUUCGAGUGGCUGAAUUCCAAUGGGACACAGUAACCAUCGGUACGGUUUCCAGUAUCCUUUGGUAUGGAGGUUUAUUCGCCUUUACCGCCGGAUUUUUCGUUGAUAAAUUUGGUGGUUCGGGUACCUGUGUGAUUAGCAUGAUGAUAUGCGGUGUUUUGACCAUUCUUCUUCCAGUUAUAUUGAAAAACGAUUACUUUGGGUUCUUGAUGUGUCGUUUCAUAACCGGAUUCUUUUUGAAUUUAUUUUAUGCGAGCACCUCCGAAGUAUACUCGAGAUGGUAUCCAAAAAAAGAACGAUCUACUUUAAUAGCAAUUGGUUGCAAUGGAGCAAACUUUGGUACAGCGAUCGCAUUUCCUUUAUUCGGAUUCAUCGCAGCUGAAUGGGGAUGGCAAAUGGUAUUCUAUGUCUCAGGUGUCAUAUCCAUAAUUAUAUCUCUACUCUGUCUGAUAAUUGUGAGGAACCGACCCUCUCAGGACGGAUUGAUUACUGAAGCAGAACUGUCCUACAUUCUGGAGGAGACUGACGAUGCUUCUCGAAACAAAAUGCAUCAUCCUUACAAACAAAUUCUCUCGUCAGGACCAGUUUAUGCUGUUUGCUUUGGAAAAUUUACUUUAUUAUGGAUAACUACAAUUCUUACGGCUUGCUUGCCCUUAUACGUCAAAGAUCUUACUGGCAGAGAGACUGGCGAAAUAGGUUUGAUUUCAUCGAUCCCUACAAUUGCUCAAAUAUUCAUGAUUCCUUUCGUUGGUUUACUUUUAGACAGAUGGAAAAAUACUACAUCUAUCAAAUUAACUUUGAUGCACAAAAUAACUGUUGGCCUCGCUUAUCUUGCGUCAAGUUUACUUUUCGGGAUUGUUGUUCUCGCGAGCGAUUUCACGACAUCUAUGAUUAUUUUCGUAUUCAUGCAAAUAAUUACAUCGAUUGUUUCAGUAGUCAUUGAACCAAUUAUUGUUGGCCUUUCUCCCAACGAUUCCAGCGUGGUUUCCGGAUUGAGUAAAUUUUUAGGCUGCACUGCUGUCAUUAUUUCAAGAACUUGCGUUGGGUUCCUGACAAUUAAUCAUAGUCCGCUCGAAUGGAAUAAUUGUUUCCUAUUGACCAUCGGUGUUUUGAUUUUUGGUACUGUAAUAUUUAUUGUAUUCGGAUCCAGCGAAGCUCAACCUUGGUCUUCUGUUUCAUCAGAUCAAGAACGAGCACGAUUAGUAAAAAUCAAGUAUAGGAGGAGAAAAUCUUCCACCAAUAGCUUUUGAUAAAUGAAAUGGUUCUUCUGAGUUACCUCUAUGUACAUGUUGAUUGUGAUAUGAGCUUAUUUGAUUAAGUAAAAUUAAAUUGAUCCCCUCUAGAAA
This is a messenger RNA of Planococcus citri (citrus mealybug), 1745 nucleotides long. Its product is annotated as vesicular glutamate transporter 3-like. Gene Ontology annotation, biological process: transmembrane transport; monoatomic anion transport. Bases 198 to 1649 code for a protein of 483 amino acids. The record is from RefSeq and is a predicted model, not a curated record. Gene Ontology annotation, cellular component: membrane. The transcript is spliced from 10 exons. Gene Ontology annotation, molecular function: transmembrane transporter activity. Lineage: Eukaryota; Metazoa; Arthropoda; Insecta; Hemiptera; Pseudococcidae.